AUGGUCUCAUAUCCGGGCAUUUCCUCAAUUGAGGAGCGCCCGGUCACUGCGCCUUCUCGUGCGAGGCGACCUGAGGAUUGGUUGGAGGUGAAUGAUCUGGUGAGCAAUGUUUUCGGUGAAGUUGUCAGAUCAAUCCAGACCGAUGCCCAGCACACCAGGUUGCUGCCAAGGCCGCACACGGCAUGUGCUGGUGUGCAAGCUAUCCCCGUCGUUCUUGCUGUCGAUUCGCUGGAUGGCAAUACCGACGACGAAAGCGAUGGGGGCUCUCUAGAUGUGGAACAUGACAGUCAAGAUGUUGUUGGAUUUCAGCAAAAGGUGCGGUCUUCUUCCGAACGAGCCGUGUCAAGCAGAGGAGAAUGGUCGACUCCGCGAAAGGCUUCGUGCAAUGCCGACAGCGAGGUGACUUCCCGGCCGUUAACGUCAGGUGAGUGCCUGCUGCUGGCUGGAAUGAGAGGAUUUGCAGCCACGGCCCGACAGGGCAUACCGUCGAAACCGAGCCACAUCGCAUCUGGCAGUAGCACCACAUCCAGUUCAAGGGCGCAGUUGGGUUCCCUGCCGGCUUCAAUGAGCAUAAAGCUUCCCAGGACGAGCAUCCUCGGAAGUGGAGGCUGUGGACUGGCACCGCGAGCCUCCAGGUUCAGGUCGCACAUUUCCUGGAAAGAUUUCUUGCCUGCGCGAUCGUCAAGAAUUCCAGGUCGUUCGAGCCCUCGGCGAAGCACAGUGCAGACGGUAAGGUCUUCGUGUGGCUACCCGGAAGCCGGGGCAGUCGGCGGGCAAUGCACAGAGGUGAGAGUGGUCGCAGACGUUGGAGUCGGAGAGGAUCGCACCAUCGGCGAGACCGAGCAGCAUCAGCAGACGAAAGGUCCGAAGUACCGCGUUGCUCCUGGUGGCAGCCGACCGGUCGGUGGGCCUGUACGACAAGAGGCUAAGCAGUUCGUCGUCCUGGAGUUCCGCUCAGAACCGUGCAUUGCCCGGCAUCACCAACAGUCGUUGGGGUUGUUCCAGUUGAAUAUAACCCUGAGGCGAGUGGUUCCUUCGCAUCGGAUCCGUGCCAAGACACCGAAGGCCAGCCAAAACAGGGGCAUGCACGCCUCAUGUUCGAAGUCCGGCGAAGGGGGGAAUUCUUUAGCAAAUCCUGUGCUGAACGGCAAGGUCGGCAACCUAGCUGGUGUCCGAACAAGUCAAGGUUAA
This is a messenger RNA of Symbiodinium necroappetens, 1191 nucleotides long. The record is from the annotation of a GenBank genome assembly. Lineage: Eukaryota; Dinophyceae; Suessiales; Symbiodiniaceae.